AUGCAAGCCGAAGUGCCGACGGGCAAACGCCACUGGUCGCAUCAAUCACCGGACGCUGCCGCCAUCGCGUCGCUCGGCGACAGCAGCCCCGUCGCCAUGAAGGACACUGCGCUAGAUGCGGCGGAGACUGCAACGCACGUCCCCGACACAAGCGACGAACCGGACAGGGCUGGAUGCCGCGCGUCGCAGGCGGUUUCCGGGUCGCCGCAGCCGUCGCCGGUCGCCGCGCGUGCCGACGCCGGGGACGCGACCGGAGGUCGCCGCGACGUCGCCCGGCCCGGUUACGAGACGCCGCCCCCGUCCCCAGAGGAGGGCGGGAGGACGCCGGUCGCGGCCCCUGCCGCCGCGCCUUUGGAAGGGGCUCCGUACGACGAUGAAAUACCGCCGCCCCUGCCGAUCUCGGACGCGCCUACCGACGUCGUCGUAGUGAGCGAGAACCAACACCUGCUACAGGCAACGACAGCCCAAAAUUCCCACCAGCCCGCAAAUCUCGACGACGACGAGCAGCCGGGUGACGCGCCCGCCCCGACCUCUGCAAGCACGAGCCAACGACAGUCACCAUCUCCAGCGGGAUGCGACAACGAGGCGUUCACACACGACGGCCACGAAAGCUUGCUGCGUAUUGCAUUCUUCGAACGUGGUUUUACCAACCCUGGUUUCGAGGUAGACGAAGUGGAGACUCCAGUGGAAGCCGUGCCAUAUGCAUCUGCAAGUCCGUCCGCGGCCAGCGCCACCUGUUCAAACCCCGAACCAUCAGUUGAGAACACGCUCCCAGGUGCCGUUCCGGAGGAGGACACCGUCAGCGAGUGUCCACCUCAGCGCGCUGUGUACGAGGCCGCGGCCUCUGCCGCCGCCGCCUCCGCCGCCCCCACCGCCGCCCCCGCACCGCUCGACCCGGCCGCCCGCGCAAUCAAGGAGCAGGGGCUGGGGCGCGGUGAGAAGUGGCGCAUCCUGCGCAACGUGGUGCUCAUCUCGGCCGCUUUCAUGCUGGCCUUCACCGCCUUCUUCGGCGCCGCCAACCUGCAGAGCUCCGUCAACGCCGACCAGGGCCUCGGCACCGUCUCACUCACCGCCGCCUACGCCGCGCUCAUCGUCUCCAACCUCUUCCUCCCGUCCAUCGUCAUC
Molecule: messenger RNA, 1125 nt
Organism: Gryllus bimaculatus (two-spotted cricket)
Lineage: Eukaryota; Metazoa; Arthropoda; Insecta; Orthoptera; Gryllidae
Source: the annotation of a GenBank genome assembly